AUGGCCGAAUUCACUCCUGUCAACCCAACGGCUUGGUGGCUCUGUCAGCGCUGCAACGUUCAAUUUGACUCAACCAUCCCAUUUACCUAUGUACGCGGUAAAGGUGGUUCUGGUCGUAGAUGCUGUCCUGGUUGUGCACAACACUAUGAGGAGCGCAAAGCUAUAGAAGAGCCACAAAACAGUGGGACAGGGAUGAAUAUUGGUAAGUCAAUUCAUUGUGGAUGCUCGUCACUAUUAGUAAUUCUCUAUGUGGUAGACUUUACAGCUUCAGGUGCAGCAGGCCCUGUGGGGCAGCGUGAGCUUGUUAAGGCAACAUCAGCAGCCCAACGAGGAGGUGCGAACAUGCAGAGGAUAGAUAUAACACAUAUUAAUUUCAACCAAGAUAUGCCGCCUCCUCCUGUUCCAUAUCCACAUGCACGAAACUCAGGUCUUCAAACACUUGGCACUGUAGGCUACACACCCAACCAUGCAGUGCAUCAACUCCAUCGUAACAAGAUGGCUCUUGCUGCAUCUUCAGGGCGUGUACACCAAGUAAUGAUUCACAUUGCUCUUCAUCACCUCAAGCCUGAGGGCAAGUCAGGCACGGAGCUAGUUGGGAUGCAUAAAUCCCCAAAACUAAUUUUAUACAACCCAAGACGACCAUCCGAGGAUGCUCAUGAGCCGAUUCUUCAAGAAUUCUUUGUCCGUUUGACAGCAAAAGAUCCAAUACCCAAGUUUCAUGCAAAUGUCCGUGUCACUAUCCUUCUCAUUAUGUCAUAUACACAGUUUCAAGAUGCGCUGGUCUGGCAAGAGAGAUAUAGUGAUAGGAUCACCAAUGCUACAAACACGAGUAAGGUAGUAUCAGCAUUUACCUUUCAGUCUGUUGCACCCGGGCCAUCAAAGAAACAUACUAAGAAGUUGAUGCACGAGAAUGGAAGCAGUCCUUCACCUCCACGCCCAGCUAAAAAAUCACUACUGACCGCUGAUCUUUUACAGCACUCGCCACAGUCCCCCUCUGUAAAGUCCCUGUCUCUGAUUGUUAAUGAGAUGUCCGAGUCACAGACAGACACUACCCAAGUCAAGUCUACAAGAAACCGCAGCAUUAGCCCUGCCAAGCUGGAAUCCUCGCAUAUUAUAACAUCACAACUCUGCUUGCCCAGCCAAUCCCAGGUGCAGGAAGCGAUGCAAGCACAAGGAAAUAUUCACAAACAAGUGUCUACUAUCAGUGAUACAGAAUAUGUCUCUACAAGCUUUCGUUUCUAUGAUAUUCCUUGUAUCAGCUUCACAGAUCUCAUUGCUAUACCUUUCACCAUCACACAUCGCCAGCAUACCAUCGCCACCCUUGCUAUAGACACUAAUGCAAGGUCAAUGAUUGGCAUGGCAGGAAGUUUCAAAACAUGUCAUCCCGCUAUGGUCUCUGUUACAGGUACUUCCAGCUCGCCCCCACUCUCUAUUCUGUCAGCCACGCAGCUCGUUGCCAAAAGAGUCUUCUUCCGGGAUAACCAAGUGAAAGGGCAGCGCCGGUUUGGAAGAGAGGACGAACUUAGCAAGACACUUGACGAAGUAAACUGCUUGUACUGGGGUGGAUCCUUAGUUGGGAUGGCAUAUACAUUUGUUGACGAGAUGCUGAAGACUGGUAAAGUGAGCCAAGAUGUUGUGGAUCUGAUACCACAUCUUCGUGUUGUUCAUGCUGCACUGGCUAUCCCCAACAAUCCUGAUGACAGCCUCAAUGCUAUCUAUCUUGUUGAGGAGAAGAUCCACGGCAGAUUCGUCAAGUAUAUCAAUAACAAUUCCGCUGUUCCUGCUGAUAGCCUUCAAGGCCGAGAAGUAGUCAUUGGAUUGUUCCUAUGCUUCGUACAGCAUGUCCAAUAUCAGCUUACCAAUUCAAUGGUUUACCUCUCGGAUUUUCAAGGUGCUGGUGAUCUUCUCACCGAUUGUCAAGUGAUUACAGGCUCAUCCACUUACACAAGUUUCAGUGAUUUUGCGAACAAUUUUGGUGAUGGAAACUGCACUACAGCGUUCGACAACUUCAAGUCAGAGCACAAAUGUAACAAGAUUUGUCGUGCAUUUGGAUUGCAAGCCUUCGUGUAACAAAAAAUCCAUUCAUGUACCCUAAGACGUUUACCAUGAAUUACAAAGAGAUGUUUGUCCGCUAUGUUUACUGUUGUACUUUAUCCUCUUCUCUCCGAAUACUGUCCAAAUGGCACACCGGAAUCGUACUUUCGACAGUGCAGUGUAGAGUUGUUCAUGAGCGAAUGAAUCAGUGCAGAAGUUGAAAACGGCUUCUGGCAGAGUAUGUCCCUUCAAAGGUCCAGAGACGGAUAAAAGAGCAAAAUCUGAUACUGAAGCACGCGGCCUGAGUGAGUAGCGGUGGUAUGGAAAUAAUGAUAUCACAAAAUGAGAGAACAAUAUUGUUAACUAGGGUUGAGCACGAGUGGACCCCUGGGUCACUGGAGCCACACCGCACCCGCUACGGUACGGGUGUACACCGACCCGCCAAUUCCAUGGGUAUGAGUGGUGUUUGCG
Messenger RNA from Suillus subalutaceus, 2505 nucleotides. RefSeq lists its product as uncharacterized. The coding region runs from base 1 to 2070 and encodes 689 amino acids. Gene Ontology annotation, biological process: protein phosphorylation. The record is from RefSeq and is a predicted model, not a curated record. The transcript is spliced from 9 exons. Gene Ontology annotation, molecular function: ATP binding; protein serine/threonine kinase activity. Lineage: Eukaryota; Fungi; Basidiomycota; Agaricomycetes; Boletales; Suillaceae.